AUGUCAGUGUUAAUCGCGUUUGCCGUGAUUGGAAUAUUCGCCGUGGCUUAUCGCGUGUACUACUUUCUCCGUCCAUUUAUAACCUACCUUAUAUUACGACACCUCCUGUCAAAACGGAAGGACCUGAAAAAAGCGGGCGAUUGGGCUAUCGUGACUGGAUCAACAGACGGCAUUGGCAAAGCGUUUGCUCACGAGUUGGCUCGUGACGGGCUGAACGUGCUCCUUAUAAGCAGAUCAACCGAAAAACUAAUUAAUGUGGCUAGCGAAAUUGAGUCCCUUUUCAAGGUGAAGACCAAAAUAUUCUUGGCCGACUUCACUACAGUAAGUUCCCUUUAG
Messenger RNA from Dibothriocephalus latus, 336 nucleotides. Lineage: Eukaryota; Metazoa; Platyhelminthes; Cestoda; Diphyllobothriidea; Diphyllobothriidae. The record is from the annotation of a GenBank genome assembly.